Molecule: messenger RNA, 338 nt
Organism: Gilbertella persicaria
Lineage: Eukaryota; Fungi; Mucoromycota; Mucoromycetes; Mucorales; Choanephoraceae
Exons: 2
Source: RefSeq, a predicted model, not a curated record
ACCUUUUCUCCUUAUUAUCAUGCCUUACAGCCUCCCAUACGAUAAACGAAACAAUGUCAAAUCUGCACUUUUAUCUGGCAAAUCGAUUUGUCAGGUCUCAAAACUAACAGGUGUUACCAAAUCAACAGUUUCUCGUAUUAGAAAAGAGUUGCCAGAAAUAAAAACUUGCAUUGGUACCGGUAGACCAUCAAGAGUAGGUCAUCUUACGGCUUGUUUGCUACGAAUGAAAGUCCGAACUGGAGCAUUGAAGAAUGUCAAAGAAGUCCAAACUUGGUUGUCUGGACAGGGUAUUGCUUUGACGUAUAGUGGAACAGUCUCUCUGAUGAAAAGGGUAGGAU